GUCAGUCCAUCACCCACCAGACCAUCCCAAGUUUGAUUUCUCGGCAUGGCAGAAGAAGAAACAAUUACUUAUGAGGAAGAGGAGGAGGAGGAGGAAGAAUAUGUGGAGGAGGAGACCGAAGAAACUAUCACAGAGACAAAGCCGGAGCCCCCGCCGCCACCCAAGCCUGCUCCCCCACCCCCUCCCCCCGCUACCGUCCCUCCCCUCCGCCGAAAGUCCUCUGCCAAUUAUCGAGCCUAUGCCAUUGAGCCACAUGAUAAGAGAAAAUCCAAGAUAACAGCAUCCCGGAAAUUGCAGCUCAAGUCGCUGAUGCUGCAGGUGGCAAAGCAUGACAUGGAAAAGGAGGAUGAAGAGCGGGCCCAGGAGAAGGAGCGCUACCUCUCCGAGCACUGCGUCCCCUUGGAUCUGGCAGGACUCGGCCCCACGGAGCUGCAGGAGAUGUGCCGGCAGCUCCACACGCAGGUGGACAAGGUGGAUGAAGAGCGCUAUGACAUGGAGGCCCGGGUCAACAAGAACAUCAACGAGAUCCAGGAUUUGAACCAGAAGAUCUUUGACCUGCGGGGCAAAUUUAAGCGCCCUGCCCUUCGCCGGGUCCGCCUCUCGGCCGAUGCCAUGAUGCAGGCCCUUCUCGGCUCCAAACACAAAGUGUCCAUGGAUCUGCGGGCUAAUCUCAAACAGGUCAAGAAAGAUGACACUGAGAAGGAGAAUCGGGAAGUGGGUGACUGGCGCAAGAACAUUGAUGCUUUGAGUGGCAUGGAAGGGCGCAAGAAGAAAUUUGAGACCUCCACCAUGGGGCAAGCCUGAGAUGGGCUCCCUGUCUUCUGCCCAGCUGGUGGACACCACAGAAACCUGCCUGCAAGAAGAAUCCUUUCCUCAUAUGCAUUAUUUUCCUCUGCAGUUUGAAUAGGAAAAUGUAGGAAUAGGAAUAUGUAGGAAAAUUUGCCACACGGGCUUGUUCUCCACCCUCCUUCCUCUGUAGGUUGCUUAUGGGAGAAUUUAGACUCCAAAACAUCCCAGAGAAACGCAUACCUGAAACAGGUAAUAGAGAGUGGAGGAGCUACAAGGAGUUCACUGAAUAUAUACAUGCACUUUUGGCAUCUAUGAACACUGGAUUUCCAAGUAUUUUUUAGAAAAACACCUAAUUUGAGGCAAAGAAGAGAAAUCCAUAAAACUGGAGCAAGGAACUUCAAGGCAGGGGCAAAAUCCCUUCCUCUAGGCAUCCAACAGCAGCUGUCGGGUGUUCCCUAAAUGACUCAUCUCCCCUGCCUGGUUCUACCCCCUUUCCCCCAGUCAGAAAUUUUAGCAGCUUCCCAGAUUUUGUGUCAUUUUUCCCAGUAUGACAUGCGUCUCUUAAGCCUUAAUGUCUGCCAGUAAAAACUGAAGAAACCCUAA
Varanus komodoensis (Komodo dragon) is the source of this 1392-nucleotide messenger RNA. It is a transcript of the gene TNNI3, whose product is annotated as troponin I3, cardiac type. Gene Ontology annotation, cellular component: troponin complex. The record is from RefSeq and is a predicted model, not a curated record. The transcript has 10 exons. Bases 46 to 804 code for a protein of 252 amino acids. NCBI's taxonomy places the organism in Eukaryota, Metazoa, Chordata, Lepidosauria, Squamata, Varanidae. Gene Ontology annotation, biological process: muscle contraction.